This is a messenger RNA of Bradysia coprophila, 1234 nucleotides long. Its product is annotated as E3 ubiquitin-protein ligase TM129. Gene Ontology annotation, cellular component: membrane; endoplasmic reticulum. Gene Ontology annotation, biological process: protein ubiquitination. Gene Ontology annotation, molecular function: ubiquitin protein ligase activity. Lineage: Eukaryota; Metazoa; Arthropoda; Insecta; Diptera; Sciaridae. The record is from RefSeq and is a predicted model, not a curated record.
UCAAGAAGAAUAAACAGCUGAUGCGAUUGUCAAUACAUACAGUCCAGUACGUACAUUCGCCUCCGCAAUGAACGACUCGGAAGUGAUAUACAAUUUACUCUUCGCAUUAAUCACGUACUGCAUUAUCUAUCCGCCGCUGGAAUUUAUCGAAAUCGGUUUGACUGUCGACAAACUAUUAAAGAAUCUCUUAGGAAAUGAAGAAAUCGAAUUCAUUCAAUACCAUCAGCGUCGGUGUGCAUUAACACUGGUCGUCCACUGCUUUAUACCGUUUACGUACACAACGUUGUACUUUUUGAAUUUCGAUAAUGUUUGGGUGGACGAUGAAGACAGUCCCAUCAAGUACAUGAUGUGGAAUUCCUUCUUCGUCACCUCACUGGCGAUGCCAUUAGUUGGACUGUGCGUGGCAUUUUUCUGGUACAUCAAUGACUGGAGCAACCAUCCAAUAACAAAAACACUUAGAAAGUAUUGCAAUAACGACAACAACUGGCAUUCGGUUGCUACAUCGGUAAAUGAUGAAUAUCGACGAGACACCAAAAACAUUUCUCGGACAAGUUCUAUUGCAACGGUCAUUGCAACCGAAAAUUGGAUACUGAAGAGCACUCCGUACCGUUUACAAAUUGCACAUCAAAGUGAUACAGCGUUGAUUGCCGUUAAGAGUGACACGCACCCAAUAGCACAAGACACAUCCGAUUUCGUUCAAUACGUUAACAUUUUGGUGAAACCAACACGAACCGGCGUCAAAGAAUUCUCCAUUCGCAUUAACGCACUGGACUUCAAGCACUUACAGGACAGAAUUGAUCGACCAAUAACGAUACUUGCCGGUGUCAAUUUCAAUCGCUCCGUAAUCGAUCGGUUCAUUGAAGUAUUCCGCGCACAAAUUGCCUUAAAUCCGGUGUACCGAACCGAACAGGUAUCAGACGUGUGUUUUGCCUGCAUGCAGGUCGAGCCAAACAUUAAAAUCCAAAAGCAAUGCCUUGACGUGGAUGCCGAUGGUGUCGUUGUACCGAAUUCGUCACGUUGCGAAAACUGCUACUGUACACCAAUGUGGUGCGUAGACUGCAUGGCCAAGUGGUUUGCGUCCCGGCAAAAUCAACACGAGAAAGAAGUGUGGCUGCAGCAAAAAUGCACUUGUCCCAUGUGUCGAGCACCGUUUUGUAUACUGGACGUGUGCUUUGUGGAACGACAAAAUGUAAGGUGAAAAAAAUAAAAAAUAAAUAUUUGACAAUGUACCAGC